CAUAGCCAGUAGCUAGUAUUUAUUGCUGUUGUUGUUCGUGCAACUUGAAUCUGCGUUGAUUGGAGAAAGAUAUUUGUUUAUGUGACGUGCGAAACAUUAACUGUGAAACAAUGGAAUUGUUAGAUUAUGAAAAUAUAAAAAAGACAUGCAGGUUAUGCUUGAAACCUGAUGGAAUUAAGUUGCCGAUUUUUGGAGAAGUGGGCAUGCAGCGAAAUGUGGUUCACAAAAUUAACAUAUGCUUUGCAAUUGUGAUUUAUGAGACAGAUCCUCUGUCCAAACUUAUUUGUCACAGAUGCCUAUACAAGCUCGAACAGAGCUAUGAAUUCCGUUGUGAUGUGUUCAGUGCAUUUCAACAGUUGAAGAAGGCUAUGAACCAGAAGAGGAGUGACCCAGUAAUAGAUAAAUAUCUGUCUAUAGUUGAAGACGAAGUAAUUGUAAUUGGUGGGAAAGAAACAUGUCAUCCUGACAAGAAACACGGAUCUGAAUCGAUGGACAAUCCUGUGCAGUCGUAUGGUGGGUGCAUUACAUUAUCAGGACAUUGGCCAGGAGACCAAAAUGAGCAGAUGGAGAUUGUCAAGCAUUCACCAUUUGAUGAAACCCAUGCUGUGGAUGUUCAUGAUGUUGCACCAGACGUACAGGCAAGAAAUAGCAGUAGUGAAGGAGAUAAUACAUUCAGACAUGGUGAAAAUGAAAUAACUUGCAUAAGUAGUGAACUAAACAAUCAGGCAUUUAGUGACAACAGAAUAGAAGCUGACAAACAGGAAGUAGUGCAGAAUGGGCUUGUUGGGCCACAAAAUACGUUGAAGACACUCGCCCAACCACAGCCAGAUGGCAAGUCUGGGAAGAGACAAAAACAUGAUGGAUUGAUGAAAACAAGAGCAGCACCUUUAGCAGGAAAUUUAGACUUACAGUGGUGUAACUUUUGCCAGAAGUAUCUUAAAACUAAGAAAAUAUUUAGGAAGCACAAUGCCAUAGUCCACAAUAUGGUAAGGUCACCAACAUAUAAAUGCAAAUGCAAAAGGAAAUUUCAUUCACUGUUGGAAAUGCUUACACAUCAACAGACUCAUUUAAAAGUAAAAGUUAAUAUCACAGAAGAUAUGUUGCUGAAAUGUAAUUUAUGUGACAAGAAAUUCGCCGAUAAUUCAAUUUUAAAAUUACAUAUAACCACACACAGUGAAAAAGUUAACAAGAAAUCUUCAUUCAAAUCCUACACUGAUAAAUUAGAUAUUAUAAAACAGUUCAAAAUAGGACAAAAAGAGAAGAGUAUUACUAAUCUGACUACUUCACCACCUGAGCUAUUUGUUUGUGAUCAUUGCCGGCAAAUCUUUGAAACUGCUUCAUCCCUUUCACUGCAUUUAAAUUCCAAGCGUUGUUUCAUUUUGUGUAAUUGUGUUUCUGGUGAGAACAGUUCCAAAAAUAACAGAGUUCAUCAAAUAAAAGAAAUUAUGCAGUCAACUGUAGAAAAUGUUUCAGUGGACAAUACAGAGAUGUCUUCUAAAGUCUCGUACAAUAUGGAUAGUCCAUUAGACAACACAGCAUCUGCAACAUCCCUGGAAACUUCAACUGUUCAUAGUAGUACUCAGCCCUCAGAUAACACAGUAACUGAAAUAAAUGAGAAAGCUUCAACAGAUCAUAAUAACUCAUUAUGUGCAUCCCAGGUCAACCAAUGUACACUUUGUGCUAAGGUAUAUAGCUCUAAAAAAUUGCUGAAAAGACACCAGAAAAUUCACACUGCAGCAGAAGCAACAGAUUUGUCCUGCACAUUUUGCAAUAGAAAAUUCGUGAAUCGUGCAGGUUUAAUAUCUCAUCUUCAUACACAUUCAGGUGAUGAAUCUUAUCACUGUAAAUAUUGCACCAAAAUAUACUCAAACAAGCAAGUAUUUCUCAGCCACAAGUGCCUCAAUAACAAAGUAUACCCAUUUUGUGAUGUACAGUUGUCUCAGUAUGCAAUAGAAUACGCACCCCAGCCACAUCGAAACAAUGAUGGAUAUGUAAAUUUACUACAUGAAAAUGAUCUUCUAAAAGCAAAACAAAUAAACGUACCUAGCAGCAGUCUGGGACAGUCAGAGGAGACAGAGACAGACUACGCUCAUUGUGCACAAUUUACAAACAAAAAUAAGAAUUAUAAUCGAAGUAACAAUCGUAAACACUUAAAGAAAAGUACUAGUGAACACAGUCGUGCAUCCAACAUUAGCAGAAACGAGAAUUGCAUGAAAUGUCCUUUUUGUCACCAUUUAGUAAACCCAGAAUCUAUGUAUCAACACAUUUAUGAAAAUCAUCCUGAUUCAAGUAACAACGUAUAAUAAAACAAUUUUACAUUUCUUAAACAAAAAAUGCAGAUUUUGUAAGAGGGAUUAAAACUGUGGCAAAACAGAUGAAUCACUCAUGAACACAAGAUCAACUGAUCAGUGUUCUCAAUGUUUACCACCUUAAGAAUGUAUACAUCAUAUUGAACUUCCAAAUUUUGAUAAAAUUUAAGUUAAUAUGUACAUCAACUUCAUGCAAAUGAUUUCAUCUAUUAAUUAAUGCAACAUUUUUUGAGAAUGAAUUAAAGUCAUAGAAAAUGCAGUCUACAUUAAAAUUAGUGGUACAGCAACAAUAUUUUAGAAAUUAUAGUAUAAUUUUAUUUAAGCAUUUAUCAUCCAAAUAACAACUGCUACAUAGACAUAUUAUGUAUGUUACAUGAUUUGAAACAUACGUAAUUUUAGGGUGUUAUUAAUAUGCAAAUAAUGCAAUGGAACAUAUAGCAAUGUAUACAGAACAGAAGAGGAUAGUAAGGUUGUAUAAUUUGUCUUGCAUUUUAUAUUAAAAUGCUUUUACUGUACAGUGUAAGAACUUCUUAUUUAUUUUCUGUAUUGUGAGAGACUGUAAAUGCAAAAGGUUGUAAUUUUUAAGUCGAAUUUUUUAAAAUGGAAAAAUGCUUUGGUAUGCUGAAAUUCUGAAUCUUUGGUUAUUUUACUACUUAAUGUUAUAAUUUUUAAUUCUUUAAGUGCUGCAAACAUAUUUAAACCCACAGGCCUGCCUUUCUGACAGUGCUGUAAACGUAAUAACUUAUCCCCCCUAGUUGACCACUGGGCAAGAAGAAUAUGUGUACAAGAGUUAUGCUUGUUUGCCAGCGUUGUUUGGACAUGUUAACAUGCAGAGACAUAUUUUCAUGCCUGAAUAACUCAACAGCUGAUUGAAGUUCAGGUUGUUUAGUUGGACUGAUUAUGUGCUAACUAUUUUUCAGUAUUGACGUUGUACUGUUCUCAUUUUUGCUUGGUGGUUUGACACAGGGAGAGUGUGAUUCAGGUUUUCUAAAGAAAAAAGAAAUAAUGUAUUAUCAUAAUUUCAAAGUCGAAGAAAACAUAAAAAUAGUAGGACUGCCAGUGAAAUUUUUUAUACCAACAAUCAUGAUGACUUCUACAGAACCUCAGAAUAACCAUCUCCACCUAUGUAAUUUGGCAUAUAGCUAUAACACCUCAGUCUGUAUUUCAUAUAAAAGGUGCAGUUGAUUGUUAUCCGGCAUCUGAAGGGAUUUGAUUGAGAAACAGAAGUGAUUCUACAUGUGUAUUUGAAUAUUUAGAUUCAUCUACUUAGUACUGAAAAGAUUACAUCACCCAUCAUAAUAUAACAGAAGACUUGCUGAUAUUUAUAGUAAAUGAAAUCAAAUCAAUCUAUUUUAUUCACACAACAAUACUCAAGAAUGUGUUCCUUCUUGGUUGAUGUAGAGAGAUUUUGCAGUUCAUGAACGUUGUUACUUCAUUUCUAUUUGUCAUCUCAUGGCCUGGUUAAAAAAAAAGACUGAAAAGGCUCCAGAGAUGGUACUGUACCGACACUGGUACCAGUAGCCUUUGAGGUGCUUUGGUUCUUCCAGCAGAGAAGCCAGACUGAUGUUUGUGGAGGUUCCCUGUCAUAAGUGGGAUGGAAGGAGCAGAUGCCCAUCAUCUGUGUCACGCUGUUGGAGGGCCUGAUGCAGGUGGCUGUCACUGUUGUGGUGGGCAUCUGGAUACUGGAGAUGCAGUAUCUUGCCUGCAGUCCCAGCUGUCUUCCCUGUUGUGCUGCAUUGGAUCCCUGAAUCCAACCUCAGGUCCACAUAAGAGUGCGAACUCACACCGGGAUGCUCGUGUGAAAUGGCAUCACUUGCUCUUCAGCACACUCAGGUGGUGGAAAGAGAAGAUCAAGCAGUGCCUCAUGAAGACACCCGUAUAGUAAUUCUGCUGUGUUAUGACCAUGGGUCAUAUUAAAAUGCUUUUACUGUACAGUGUAAGAACUUCUUAUUUAUUUUCUGUAUUGUGAGAGACUGUAAAUGCAAAAGGUUGUAAUUUUUAAGUCUCAUUUUUUAAAAUGGAAAAAUGCUUUGGUAUGCUGAAA
This is a messenger RNA of Schistocerca nitens (vagrant locust), 4353 nucleotides long. Its product is annotated as zinc finger protein 271-like. The record is from RefSeq and is a predicted model, not a curated record. Gene Ontology annotation, biological process: regulation of transcription by RNA polymerase II. The transcript is spliced from 4 exons. Gene Ontology annotation, molecular function: DNA-binding transcription factor activity, RNA polymerase II-specific; RNA polymerase II transcription regulatory region sequence-specific DNA binding; zinc ion binding. Gene Ontology annotation, cellular component: nucleus. The coding region runs from base 111 to 2303 and encodes 730 amino acids. Lineage: Eukaryota; Metazoa; Arthropoda; Insecta; Orthoptera; Acrididae.